Messenger RNA from Rhopalosiphum maidis (corn leaf aphid), 2616 nucleotides. Its product is annotated as zinc finger FYVE domain-containing protein 1-like. Bases 182 to 2251 code for a protein of 689 amino acids. The record is from RefSeq and is a predicted model, not a curated record. The transcript is spliced from 12 exons. Gene Ontology annotation, molecular function: GTP binding; GTPase activity; metal ion binding. NCBI's taxonomy places the organism in Eukaryota, Metazoa, Arthropoda, Insecta, Hemiptera, Aphididae.
CAUUGUUUAUUUUAAUUUUUGUUGUUCCUUUGUUGCCUGAAACUCUUCAUAUAAUUAAAAACAGUUUAAACAUCAUAAUUCAUCACCAUUUAAUAUAAUCAACUGCGUUACCUAAGCGUUAGUGUUCAACAUAAACUGCAAGUGCACAAUCAUAAAUGCAUUUAUAAGAGAUGUCUUGUCAAUGGACGACAACUGUUAUGGUCAUUUAGGCCAUUUAAAAAACCAACACAAGUUACCAGCCAUAAUGACCCCUGUCAGUACAAUUUCUUCGGCUCACAGCGAUUUUGGUCUUCCAGAUGUGACCUUCACAUCUCAUUUUACAUCAUUAAAACUUACUCCCGAUUACAAUGACAGUGAUGAGGAAGGUGAUGGUCAUUGUCAUAGCUUCUUACUUCUCGAUGAGAAAGAAAGACUGAAGGUGUCUAGCGUUGAAACGUUUGUAAAACGUCUCAAUGGAUAUAAAAAUACUAAUCCAGUUAAAGUAAUAUCUAUAUUUGGAAAUACUGGUGAUGGAAAGUCGUACACAUUGAACCAAUGUUUUUUUAGAGGUGCAGAAGUAUUUCGCACAUCUUCUGAACAAAAAGCAUGCACAGUUGGAGUUUGGGCAGCAUUUGAUCCAUCCUUGAAUGUUGUGUGUUUAGAUACUGAAGGAUUUUCUGGUUCAACUGCUCAUAAUAAACAAAGGACUAGGCUUUUGCUUAAGGUUUUAGCUGUAUCAGAUGUAGUUAUAUACAGAGUUAAAGGUGAACGAUUACAAGAUGAUAUGUUUAAUUUUCUUGGUUCAGCAUCUAAGUCAUAUAUAAAACAUUUUCAAAAAGACUUACUUACUGUUUGUAAUAGAUCAAUAGAUCCAAUUAAAUGUGCUGAUUCUGUAAAAGGACCAACAUUAUGUAUUUUUCAUGAAACUAGAAACACUGAACCAUUAGGACGUUAUAAUGGUAAAGAUGUCUCAGAGCAAAUACAAGAUAGAUUUCAUGAAUUACAACUUGACAUUGAUGGAUUUGCAUCUCUUCGCUAUGUGGGAAUUCAAACUAUUAUUCCACCAACAGAUUUUGGUCAAAUUAGAGAAGUACUUAAUGAAGAAAUUAAAAAAAACUGUAAUCGACCACAGAGAUCUCCACAUAUUGUUUAUCUGACUCUUAAAGCAUUGAACGACAAGUUUACUGGUGUAAUUAAAACUUCAAUUGAACCGCUCUUUCCAGAUCAACAUUUAACAUGUCCGACUGUAUGUCAAUCUUGUGAACAACGAUGUUCAAAUAGUGUUGGACAUUUAAAAGAUAACAUUCCCCAUUUUAACAAUUCUAAAUGCAGGUAUCAGUCACAAUUUGAAAAUUCGGUUUAUAUUUGUAAAGUGUGUGCAGACAACGGAACACCUGUUGUUGUUACAACAAAUUAUACUAAUGAUAACCAAAAUUCUUGGUUUAAAUAUGCGUUGUCUGGGUAUACCAUUGAUUGUCCACAAUGUGGUGUAAUUUAUCGUAGUAAACAGUAUUGGUAUGGAAAUAAUGAUCCAGAAAAAUCUGUCGUUUAUACAGAAACAAAACAUAUCUGGCCUGGUAUGGAUUUGCCUUCCUCAUCUAGUAUGAAUCCUGCUAGAAAAGUGUUGGAUGGAGUAACUUAUCUUUCUGAAACAGUUGCUAGUGUUAGUUAUGAACCAUCCCGUUUGUUAUCUUCUUGGGUUGCUGAUCAAUUUGCACCUAAAUACUGGAAACCAAAUGCUGAAAUAAAGGAAUGUAUUGUUUGUAAAUUACAAUUUUCUUCAACAUCAAUAAAACAUCAUUGUCGAGCGUGUGGAGAAGGGGUUUGUGAUGAAUGUUCUAAACGAACAUUGUGUGUUCCAGAAAGAGGAUGGAAUACACCUGUUCGUGUGUGCAAUUUUUGUUAUAAACGAUCUGGAAGCAUAAGUAGUAAUUGUUCAGAUUCAUCUAGUCGGGGAGACGAAAACGAAGUAGGGGCUCGUAAGUUUAGUGAAGCUGUAGUACAAACAUUAUCUUCUGUUGCUUCUGUUCUAGAAUAUCCAAAAAAUCUUAUCAAAGAUACAGCUAGACCAUCUUAUUGGGUACCUGAUAAUGAGGCAUUAGAGUGUUAUAUAUGUAAAUCAGAAUUUGGAUCUACUUUAAUAUUGCAUCAUUGUCGUGAUUGUGGCCAAGGCGUUUGUUCCGGUUGUUCCAACCAUCGAAAACCAGUCCCGCAUCGAGGUUGGCCUAACCCUGUACGAGUGUGCGAUUUGUGUUCUAACCAAGACACAUAAGUACAUUUUUUUAUUUUUUUUGCUUUAAUUUUUUAUAACCUUUAUUUAAUUUAAUAAUGUGCAUCAUUUUUUGGUAUUCCAAACUGGAUAGUGACUUAAGAAAUUGACAAUUUGAAGUACAAAUUGCCAGUGAAUUUUAUUAUUCCUUUUGUAUUGUUCAUUUUUUUUCUUCAUUGCCAAAAAUACAUAAACAAAUUACUGUGAUAGGUAUGAUUUAAGCUAGUCCUAAGUGGUUUCCUUGAUUUCUUGGUGGUUCUAUUAGUUUUACUCAUUGUUAUGAUAGCUCCAUUAUCAUUAAUUAGUAUUAAUUAUCAUAUUUUAUUGUUUGUUUUAUUUUAUUAAAUACUCAUUUAUUGACCAAUUUA